Molecule: messenger RNA, 2425 nt
Organism: Entrophospora sp. SA101
Lineage: Eukaryota; Fungi; Glomeromycota; Glomeromycetes; Entrophosporales; Entrophosporaceae
Source: the annotation of a GenBank genome assembly
AUGGAUUGGACACCUACAGAAGAAGGUCUUUCACAACUAUUACAGCUUAUUAAAGAAUCUGUCUCACCCAAUAAUGAAGUUCAUUCAAUGAUACAACAAAAAUUAGAUUCAUUCAACAAAAUACCAGACUAUCCCAACUAUUUAGUAUACAUUCUGAUACAAUUGAUACAAGAAGAUGCUUCUAUAAGGGCAGUAGCAGGCCUUCUCUUGAAAAAUACCGUCCGGAUGUAUUUUGCAAACAUUCCACGAGAGGUAUUGGCAUACGUGAAGAGUUUCUUAAUUAAAGGUAUAGGUGAUCCAGAUAUUAUGGUACGCGGCAUCGUUGGAAAUGUUAUAACAACAAUUGUGACAAGAGGAGGAUUAACAGAAUGGCCUCAAAUAUUGGUUAAUUUGAUGGAAUUAUUAGAUUCACAAGAUUACAAUACUGUUGAGGGUGCUUUUGGAGCGCUUCAAAAAAUAUGCGAAGAUUCUGCUCGUGAUCUUGAUCAGGAGAUCGAAGGAACUAGACCACUUAAUUAUAUGAUUCCUAAAAUGAUUACAUUCUUUGAUUCACCACAUGUCAAGCUUCGCAUCUAUGCUAUUUCCAGUGUAAAUCAAUUUAUUCUUAUGCGUUCAGAAUCUCUUUUUGUCAAUAUUGAUCCGUUCGUUGCAGCACUUUUCAAACGAGCUACUGAUCAAAACUCUGAAGUUCUUCGUAAAAAUGUUUGUCAAGCUUUGGUUAUGUUACUUGAGGUUCGUCCCGAUAAACUUUUACCCGAAAUUACUAAUGUCGUAGAUUAUAUGCUGUUUUCCACACAAGACAAUGACGAACAAGUUGCACUUGAGGCUUGUGAAUUUUGGUUGGCAUUUGCGGAGCAAGAAGAGCUCCGUAAUCAUUUAAGACCGUUUUUACCAAAAAUUGUACCAGUGUUAUUAAAAGGAAUGAUUUAUAGUGACAUGGAUAUUUUGACUCUUGGUGGCGACGAAGAUGAUACUAAUGUUCCAGAUAGUGAACAAGACAUUAAACCUCGGUUUCAUCGUUCCAAACUACAUGGCUUUGAACGAAUAGAAACAAAUGGAGAGGAGGCACCUAGAACAAUUAUUCCAUCAAGAAUGGAAGCAUCGAGAAUGUGGGAUUUUAGCGUUAGGAGCUGGUGUAUGGAAGGUGUGGAACCGCAUUUACCCAAUCUAAUUCCAUAUCUUAUUCAAACACUUAGUGAUCCUAAACCUUUGGUGAGAUCAAUUACAUGUUGGACCUUAGGUCGUUAUUCUAGUUGGUGUGUCAACCCACCAAAUCCUUUAGAAGAUAGACCUAAAUAUUUUGAACCAUUGUUAGAUGGGCUCUUGAAUAGGGUGCUCGAUAAUAAUAAACGAGUUCAAGAAGCUGCCUGCAGUGCCUUUGCCACUCUUGAAGAAGAAGCAGGAGAAUUAGAAUUAUUAGUUCCUUAUUUGGAUCCUAUUCUGAGAAAUCUUGUGUUUGCUUUUAACAAAUACCAACAUAAAAAUUUGCUUAUUCUUUAUGAUGCUAUUGGUACCUUAGCAGACUCAGUCAAUGGGGCACUUAACAAACCGGAGUUUAUUGAUAUUCUUAUGCCUCCACUUAUCGAAAAGUGGCAUUCAUUGAAAAAUGAUGACAGAGAUUUGUUUCCUUUAUUAGAGUGUCUUUCAUCUGUUACAACGGCUCUUGGAUUAGGGUUUCAACCAUUUGCAGAUCCAGUUUUUGACCGAUGUGUUAAAUUAAUUCAUACUACAAUUUUACAAUUCCAAGCGCAUCAACAAAAUCCUUCACUGGAUAUACCAGACAAAGAUUUUAUGAUUGUCGCGUUGGAUUUAUUAAGUGGAUUGACUCAAGGGCUAGGUAGUAGCAUCGAAGUUUUGGUUGUAAAAAGUAAUCCACCGUUGUUGCCAUUGUUGAAUGCCUGUUUAAAUGAUCCUGUUGCUGAAGUUCGACAAUCAGCAUAUGCACUUUUAGGGGAUCUUUCUAUUGCAUGUUUUAGUCUUGUCAAGCCUUACUUUAAUCAAUUUAUGGGGGAUUUGAUUACUCAAGUAGAUCCUAAUAUAGAGCAUGUUAGUGUUUGUAAUAAUGCAGCAUGGGCAGCCGAAAAUGCGGGAAUUACUAUUGGUAGGUUAGGGUUGGUAUGUCCACAAUUAGUUGCUCCACAUUUGGAUGUUUUCUCUGAAGCAUGGUGCAAAGCUUUACGAUCUAUUCGUGAUAAUGAAGAAAAAGAUACAGCAUUCCGUGGGCUUUGUGAAAUGAUACAUGUAAAUCCUAACGGAAUUGCAAAGAGUUUCAUGUUUUUCUGUGAUGCUGUUGUACAAUGGCAAGAACCACCACCGACAUUAAAUGAAGUAUUUCACAAGAUCCUUACAGGUUUCAAACAAAUGAUGGGACCUAAUUGGGAGGAAUACACUAAUCGUUUUCCACCUUAUAUAAGGCAAAGACUUA